CAGCGUGAUGAUGCUCUGUUAAACAGUCUAGUGUCUCUCCCUCUCUUUCUCCCCCUCUCUCCCUUCCCAGUGCUAGAUAAAUCCAGUGUCUUUUUUUUUUCAAAUAGGGGAUAACACAGCGCCGAAUGUAAAGGCUCCCUGAAGGCUGGCCAGAACAUACAGGCAGCAGCAAGACUUUCUUUGGCAAGACAUCACCUUUUAUUCCAUGUUUCCAGAUUGCAUCUUACCUUAAAAGGCAACCAUCUAGAGCCCAAUUUGCACCACAAAGACAGCAAUUCCAGUUAAUUUCUCCUGAAGAGGGAAAAGGAAGUGGAGAAGAUUACAUACAAGAUAACAGACAGACCAGACCUCCAGUAUCUGGUGUGAAGCUCGUGUCCUGGUUCGUUGUGCAGUGGGUGCCAUUGAAUAAAAGCUUCUGCCCGGCUGCCUGCCACGAUCAUGAGUGAAAGCCGCAGGGAAGCACUGGCAGCGCCACCCGCCACCACCGUUGCCCCGGCCUCACCUGGCAAUGUCACAGAGCCGGCAAGCCCGGGAGGGGCCGGCAAGGAUGAUGCCUUUUCCAAGUUGAAGGACAAGUUCAUGAAUGAACUGAACAAAAUUCCACUGCCAUCGUGGGCCAUAAUAGCCAUAGCCAUAGUUGCUGUCCUGCUGGUUCUUACGUGCUGCUUCUGCAUCUGUAAGAAGUGUUUGUUCAAGAAAAAGAACAAGAAGAAAGGCAAAGAAAAGGGUGGAAAAAAUGCUAUUAACAUGAAAGAUGUCAAAGAUCCAGGCAAAAAUACAAAGGAGCCUAUAAAGGAUGAUGAUGCUGAGACAGGGCUGACUGAUGGAGAGAAGGAGGAUGAACCCAAGGAGCAAGAGAAGCUGGGGAAAUUACAAUACUCCUUGGAUUACAAUUUCACAGACAACACACUCAUUGUGGGGAUUAUUCAAGCAGCAGAACUCCCUGCUUUGGACAUGGGUGGGACCUCUGAUCCUUAUGUGAAGGUUUUCCUGCUCCCUGAUAAAAAGAAGAAAUUUGAGACUAAAGUCCACAGAAAGACUCUCAACCCCUGCUUCAAUGAGCAGUUUACUUUCAAGGUGCCCUAUGCUGAACUGGGAGGGAAAACUCUGGUUAUGACAGUUUACGACUUUGAUCGUUUCUCGAAGCACGAUGUCAUUGGGGAUGUUAAAGUGCCUAUGAACACCGUUGACUUUGGUCACGUGACAGAGGAAUGGCGAGACCUUCAGAGUGCUGAAAAAGAAGAGCAAGAAAAACUGGGUGACAUCUGCUUUUCCCUUCGCUAUGUGCCUACUGCUGGUAAACUGACUGUUGUCAUUCUGGAGGCAAAGAACCUGAAGAAGAUGGACGUGGGAGGCUUAUCAGAUCCCUAUGUGAAAAUCCACCUGAUGCAGAAUGGAAAGAGGCUCAAGAAAAAGAAGACGACAAUCAAGAAGAAUACUCUUAACCCUUACUACAACGAGUCCUUCAGCUUUGAAGUGCCAUUUGAACAAAUCCAGAAAGUGCAGAUUGUUGUGACUGUUCUGGACUAUGACAAGAUCGGCAAGAACGAUGCCAUCGGCAAAGUCUUUGUGGGCUACAACAGCUCUGGAACCGAGCUGAGGCACUGGUCAGACAUGCUGGCGAACCCCAGGAGACCCAUCGCGCAGUGGCAUGUUCUAAAGCCAGAAGAGGAAGUAGAUGCCCAGCUCACAAUCAAGAAAUAAAGCAAAAGAGAAGCCUUUCAAUACCUACCCAUGUAGUGCUCUUUAGCCCGUAUGUGUAAAUACCUCAGUGAUAUAUGGGUCCAUUCACUUCCACCUCUCCAUACACUGCCUAGUAACACCCUUUUACAAAUGUCAAUGGUACUUUCUAUUUUUUCCUUCAGAUUUACUUUACCUUUUCAGGUGUAGAGGCCCUUUUUAAAGCACCCCUUCUCUACCGUAUACUUAUCCCAUUUCCACUAAGCACCCCCUUCUUUUAAGCAAUAUGAUCUGUGUAGAUAGAGCAUGACUGAAAUUAUUUAUUGUAUCACACAGUUGUAUAUACCAGUAUGCAGAAAACUGAUUUAUAGUUUGUGUGUUUGUAUGUUGUUUAGCGUUUCCUAAUCUGUGUAUAUCUUGAUGUUUUUAAUAAGAUGUUCUAUUUUAAAUUAUGUAAAUGGACUGAGAUAUAGGAGAGCCGAUAUUAUAUAUUAUAGGAUUAAAAAUUCUAUCUUACUGCAUUCCAGAUAAAAUUCCAACCUGCAAGAUACUAGUGGAGGUGCGCUCACAUUGUAAAGGACAGUGUCAGUCUGUAUGUUUACUUAACUAAACCAUCAACAACAAAAAAAGAAAAAAAGCUACAAAAACAAGGCCAUUAACUAAUAUGGUUCCAUGGAAAAUAUGCUGCUGACAAAAAUAUAUAAGCACAGGGUUUCUAAUGACUUUUUAUAUGAAUCUUUUAAUGGAGGACCUGUACAUUUAGCUUCAUACUUGGUGUAACAAGAAAUUCCAAAAAGAUGGUAAAUAAUUUGCUGUUUUUUUAUUGUUUAAGCAAGGUUUCAUGUUGUUAAUCAGUGACUUACUUUUAAAAUAGGUCCUCAGUUAAGACCAUCUUUUCUUUAUAUGGUCUUCAUCUUUUGAAAACAGGUCCUCCUGAGCUUGUAUGUCUAUUCCUUUGACCCCCCUGAAUAUAGCCCCCUCUGAAAUUGAAAGAAGCUGUAGCCAUUGUGUCCUUCAGGCUUGAUUGACAAUGUUUUGUUAAUUGCAUACUUCCAAUAGACUUGUUGUUGGAUAUAUACUUAGUUGAAGGUUUGGUGUCAGGGUUUCAAAGUGGGGAAAGGGGUUUAAACUCUAGCUUUAAGAUUAAUAUUUUUAGAUAAUGUUAAUGUCCAAAUAUUUUUAGCAAUUGCAUGUUUUUUUUAAUAAUCUUUUGCUAAUGAAUUUAAAGGAAGGGAUGGGGGGUUCUGCUACACCGGGGGUCUCUUUUUAUAGUAUCCCCUUGCCUUCUAUCAAUAAAACUCAAAAGAAAGGAAAACUAUACAGCUUGGCUUAAAAUUAUUAGAAUGAAAGUCUUAAAUCUGGUAGGAUAGCAUAUAUACAUGUCAAAAAGGCUAGAGAAAGUCGAAACACUGCCAUUUUCAGGGAGGUUACAAACGUACAGUAAGUGAACUUUUUCUUCAUGAGCACACCUAAGAGGUAGCAGUUGUUGUUUUUGUUUAAUGGGAAUAAUGUCUUGAACCAAAAUGGUUGUCAGAAUAGCCAGCAUUUUGUUGUACUGCCUUCUCACAGUAGCAAUGUAGGCAGCCAUGUUUUACUGCCACUUUUAUUGUGACUGCCAUUUUGCGCUGUAGGUCUGUUACACAACAGUCAAUGCUGUGCUGUUCUUGACACUGGUAUUGCAACUAAGUUGUAUUGCUUAUUCAGAGACACUGCUUUGUGUCUCUGAAGAAGUAACAGUGUCCACCAUUUUGGACACCAGUUUACAUGGAAACAACAAUGGCUGCCAUUCUGUACUGCCACGCUACUGAAGCAACAGUAGCUGGCUAGUUCUCUAGUGUCUUUUCAACAAGAGCAAAGGAGAUAUAAUCAAUCAGAAACCGUAAAAGUUAAUGGUCUGCCACGUUAUUGAAAACUUUAAGUAAGUCAAUUUGUCCUUUACUACGGGUUAACAAGAGGAAUAAGUGAAACGUUUUAGUAAAUGAAAACCGUUUCUCUUAUCUUUGAGGAACCUCUUGUGUAUACUAGAUGCUUGCUUCAGGAGGAGUUUCUAAAUGUUUUCAAUGUUAUUAUGUAGUAAAUGGCACUAUUAUAAAGCUAUUAGUCAUUCCAUACGAGUCUCUAAGGACUGCUUUGUGUAUCACUGUGACUGCCGUGCGUGCUUAGAAGUGUAGAUUUCUCAGUGGAUAGCAACCAAUUUAUUCUGUAGUGAUAUUGUAUUAAUACUGCCAUUCCCUUCUACUGCACUGCUGAAGGUGUGCAUAGCAUGGACAGUUCUAACAACUGUGGACCAAUCAAGAACUGAUGGGCUAUGUAUAGGAAACAGAGAUUUUGAUGAGAGAGGGUCAAAUCACACAGCAUUUUGUUGAGCACUGUGCAAUAUUGUAUGUUCAUCACAUAGUGUUAUGUGGGUGGUGUUGCCCAAAAUAUCCUACUAUUGAUUAAAUUCAUUUCCAAGCAAUGGUUAGGACAGCACAUGUAGUUUCUGUGUGAGUGAGAGCUUAAUACCUUCAUCGUAUAUUAUAAAUAUUAUAUAUUUUUUGUUCCUUUAUUUCUUGCACACAGGUCCAACAAAAAUAAUUUCAGGAAUUACCAUGGAAAAAUACCAAAACAUUACACUGAUUUAAGAACACUAGAGUUGUGCAUAAAUAUAUUAUUAGGUACUAAAUGCCAUCUUCUUUUGUUGUUACAACUGAAACGUGUGUCUGAAUGUUCUAGAUUGUGGAAACAGAACCUUUUUUAAUUCUUAUUGUGGGACCAGAUAAAGAUGGCACUUUUUUUUAACUGUUGCAAUAAAUAUUGAUUAUUUGUGAAUCUAAAAUUUGGAAGACUUUUUUAAGGAAAUCCCAGUAUGUAUUUUGGACCCAGAAAGCUAUCUGUUCUGUAACUAUUGAGUACAGGUUUGAUCACAGAUGUUAUGUAUCCCUAAUAAAGUAUCAUUGUUUAUACAAAGUGCAUUCUUUUGUAAAGAGGGAUUUCAUAGUUCUAAUUUUUUUAUAGAUAUAUAUUUAUUUGAAUAUUCCUAUGGUAUGAAAAUGCUUGUUUAAAGAUCUCAAGGAUAAAAAAAAGAUCAUGGAAAAAUCACAAGGGAUAUAUAACAAAAAUGUUCAAAGAUCUGUUAAUGGUAAUAAAAGCGUUAAACGCAUCAGGUUAAAGUUCACAGUAAUAGGAAGCAUUGCAGCUUGCAAGAUUAGACUGCAAGGUUUUUAAAGUACCUUGUGAAAAGCCAUUACCCUGCACUGCAAUACAAUGCUUCCUCUACUGUCGCCCGCCAAAGCAUAAGAUCAACCCUACAAUUUCCUUUACAAGUACACUUUGAACUUGCUGUGUGACCAAGAAAUUUCAUUCCUCAACAAUAACAACAACAACAAAAGCCACACUUACCUUUCAGACUAAGCUGUGUAAAGUAUUAGAAUCUGAUGCUGUAGAAAGAUCCUAGUUGCCUUUGUGUAUAUUAACUGCCUGCUUGAGUAUUUUUUGUGUGUGGAAAUUUUCUCUGUACUCUUGUAGAAAUGUUGGGGUGUUUUUUCCUGCCAUAUUGCUCGUGAUAAUGACGAGCUGACGGUUAUAUAGCUGUGUAUACCUUCAUUUUUGAUGAGGUGUUUUACAAUUUUGUUUCACUUUGUGUAGUGAUUCACACCGUGGAGUUCUCUGAUUGUUGUUAUAUAACUUAAUAUACACAAAUGUUCAAUAAAAAUGUUUUAUUUCCUGUUGA
Messenger RNA from Lepisosteus oculatus (spotted gar), 5392 nucleotides. It is a transcript of the gene syt1a, whose product is annotated as synaptotagmin Ia. Lineage: Eukaryota; Metazoa; Chordata; Actinopteri; Semionotiformes; Lepisosteidae. Gene Ontology annotation, molecular function: calcium ion binding; clathrin binding; phosphatidylserine binding. The record is from RefSeq and is a predicted model, not a curated record. Gene Ontology annotation, cellular component: dense core granule; synaptic vesicle membrane; axon. Gene Ontology annotation, biological process: cellular response to calcium ion; synaptic vesicle endocytosis; regulation of dopamine secretion.